Carcharodon carcharias (great white shark) is the source of this 1173-nucleotide messenger RNA. RefSeq names its product transmembrane 4 L six family member 21b (gene tm4sf21b). Lineage: Eukaryota; Metazoa; Chordata; Chondrichthyes; Lamniformes; Lamnidae. The transcript is spliced from 5 exons. The record is from RefSeq and is a predicted model, not a curated record. The coding region runs from base 295 to 912 and encodes 205 amino acids. Gene Ontology annotation, cellular component: membrane.
UAGCGGCUGGCAUUUGCUCUCUGGUGCUUCCUUAUUGCUUGUCGACUAUUUUCCCCUUCAUUGGUAGACAUGGCAGGAAAGCAAAGUAAACAGAGAUAAGGAGAGAGAGAGAGAGAGAGAAAAAAAAUCCGGCUCAUUCAUUGGCGAUGUUGGUCAGUGACGCGCUUUAGAAAUCCUGCUAUUUAUUGACAGGAAAUGUAGCAAACAGCCUUAUCACUAACUGGUCUAUAAAACUUGAGAAGUCCCAUCCAGGGGCCCUCACUUAACCCAUCCCGUUAGCUCUGGGAGGAGAGGAUGUGCACGGGAAAAUGCGCCAAGUGUAUUGGGGCUUCCUUGUACCCCCUUGCUUUCUGCUGCGUUAUAGCCAACAUCCUACUUUUCUUCCCCAACUUCGAAGUGGAAUAUGUGGAGGACACCAACAAAUUGACACCAGAGGUCCUGUAUCUAGGCGGGAUUCUUGGAGGCGGAAUCAUGAUCUUGUUUCCAGCGAUACACAUCCAUGCGACUGGUAAUGGAGGCUGCUGUACCAAUAGAUGUGGGAUGUUCCUCUCCAUAAUCUUUGCUGCUUUGGGAGUCGUGGGUUCAGGGUACUGCCUGGCUACUUCAUCACUGGGCUUGGUGAAUGGACCAAUGUGUGUUGAUGGAACAGGGAAUUGGACGAGACCUUUCCUCACUGACUUUGAAGACUUAGAGGGGAAUUUCUCCAUCAGUGAGGAAAAUUAUCUCUUCCAUUACGAAUUGUGGGACAAGUGCCAUCGGCCGAAAGAUGUGAUCCUCUUCAAUGUGGUCCUCUUCGCCUUGCUGAUAGGCUGCAGCCUCAUUGAGCUGGUGCUGUGCCUGCUUCAGAUGAUCAACGGUCUCUUUGGGUGCAUCUGUGGGACUUGUGGGAAAAGGAGAGCGAACCCUGUGUAACACAAGCCGGAUCAAAAAAGCAGUGCACUGUUUUGCCACCGAUAAAAGUCAUGAAGUCAAAUCACACAGAACUUCUUGCAAGAAAAAUAAUUUAUCUUCGUCUUAAACAUGGUUUCCCAAGCUUUCCUUCACUGCAAGUCCCCUCCUUCCCUGCACAGCCUGUUCUUAAUGUAUCGUGAUUCAUAUUGUGCAAACUGCCGAAAAAUGCUUAUAAUAAUGGAGCAAUCCGAUAAUAAAGCAAGGAUCCUGAUGUUUGGCUGA